GAAGGCAGCCAAAAAUAGAUCGGUUGAUAAAUCCGACACGAGUUCUAAAUGGAGAGCUUUAGUACAUAAGCAUAUGAAUAAACAUAAGUAUGCCUUUUGGCUCUUUACUCCACGAUUUCGACUCAUAGUAAUGAAGAAUGGCCCUGCAAAAUCAACCCCAACAUGUAAAAAGGAUUUUGAAGUUUCUGAAACUCUAACUGAAGGUAAAUCCGCCAUUUUGGGAAAAACGGGCUUCGGAUUUAAUUUAAAACAAUGGUUGCAUUUCCUCAAGUUAUGCCUAAUUGUAUUACGGGCGCCCAGUAUCCAAUAUUUUUGGCGUAGUAUGGAUGAAACUAACGAUGGCCCUGUAUGGAGAAGUAGUGGAUGCUUUUGCUCAAAACUAAUAUCAGCAUUUCGUAAACGUCCACCUACACGUAUCAGCCCAUCAUGCAAAAAGAGACUAAGUGGUCGUAAAUUUGCAGUGGAAAGGCUUCUAUUUUCCAACGAUCGAAUAUCGUCUGCAAAAUGGUGAUUUUGAAUCACCCUAACUAAGACUAAUUCAGCUUUAACUAAAUCGGAGGCGUUAAUACUACCCUUAGAAGACAAAAUUUUUAUAAAUCGUAAAAUAUAGACGGUUGUUCGUAUCAUUUUUUUCCAAGAAGAAAUUUUCUGAAUAAAUGCAUAUACAGAAUUUUCCUGCCUUUGAGUAGCAAUCAUAACCGUUAAUUUUUCUUCAGGCAUAACGUCCAAAUUAACAGAAAUUUUUCUUAUUGGCCACGAUGAAGGUUCUAAUUUUAACCACUCUGGACCCGUAACCCAAUUAGGCAUUUUCAUGAAUUGAGAUGGACUUAAUCCUCGAGAAAGUACAUCGCUAAUAUUUUGUACCCCCUCUACAUGAAACCAAUUUUCAUUUGAUACCAACGAUUGUAUUAAUGAAACUCGGUUGGCAACGAAUGUUUGCCAACGAUAGGGUGGGGAUCCAAUCCAAUUCAAAGUUACUGUCGAAUCGGAAAAUGCAAAUAAUUUUCGAACCUGAACGCGCGGUUCCAAACUGGACAUUGCAAAUUUAAACAACCUGGCCAACAAAACAGCUGCACACAACUCCAAUCUUGGAAUAGAUUCCGUUCGCAUUGGAGCAACCUUGGUUUUCGCACAAACUAGAUUAACCAAUAUUUUAUUAGUCGGCGUAACCGUCCUAAUGUAAAUCAUAGCGCCAUAAGAUUCUAAACAUGCGUCGCAAAAUCCGAUUAAUUCAACCGGUAAAUCUUUAAUCGCCCCAAAAUGACGAGGAAUUUUAAACAAUUCUAAACAUUUUAAAUCAGUUUGGAAAUUUUCCCAGAAUAAACAAAUUUCCCUAUCAGGAGCCUCGUCCCAAUCCAAUUUUAAUAUCCACAAUUUUUUUAUUAAGAGUUUUAUUAAUAGUGUUACAGGUGCUAAUAUUCCUAACGGAUCAAACAACCUAGCGACUGUCGAAAGUACAUUACGUUUAGUGCAGGGUCUAAGUUCGGCAUUAAUACUAAAAGUGAAAACAUCCGAAUGAGGGUACCACUGCAUACCCAAUAUUUUCAGACUGUCUGAAUCAAAGGAUACUAUUUUAGGAGAACGGUCCUUUUCGGGCACAAAAGAAAAUAAUUCCUGAGAAUUUGUCGCCCAUUUUGUCAAUUCAAAUUGGGCCGAUCCAGAUAACUCAAUGAGCUGCGAAUAUAAUUCCGUAGCUUCUUUGACCGUGUUGACGCUUGUGACCAAAUCGUCCAUGAAAAAAUCACGUUGAACAAUUGACGAAGCAAACGGGUAUUUGUCGGCUUCAUCUAACGCCAAUUGUUUUAACGUUCUUAAAGCUAAAAAUGGCGAACUCUUUACACCAAAACUAACGGUGUCUAACGAAUAUACUAAAAUUUCAUCGGUUUUUGAGAAGCGCCAUAAUAUUAGCUGAAAUUUUCUGUGAUCUGGAUGCAUUCCGAUUCUCAGAUACAUUUGACGAAUAUCUGCUGUGAAUGCAACCGAAAACAAACGAAAAUUUAAAAACAAACUAACUACAUCCGAUUGUAGUUUAG
Messenger RNA from Chrysoperla carnea, 2033 nucleotides. RefSeq lists its product as uncharacterized. The coding region runs from base 74 to 511 and encodes 145 amino acids. The transcript has 2 exons. The record is from RefSeq and is a predicted model, not a curated record. NCBI's taxonomy places the organism in Eukaryota, Metazoa, Arthropoda, Insecta, Neuroptera, Chrysopidae.